GAGAGCGGCGCCUCCAUCCUCCCCCACUCCCCCCCGAUUCGAUCCCCACCCCACCAUCCGACGCCGCCGCCGACACGACACCGAAGGUGCGCGCCCAAGCCUAGACCGCGGGCCAUGCGACGGGACGCCGCUGGCCCCGGCGGCGGCGCCGGGUUCCACGAUCUGUUCGACUCCGUGCGCCGAUCCAUCAACUUCCGCACCAGCGCCGCCGCGCCCCCGGAGCCCCCGGCGGGCCCCCUCGGCGGGGGCCCUGCCGGGGGUAUCGGCGUCCGGAUCAGCUCCUGCCUCCGCAAGUCGAGGGGGAUGGGGCUGCUCGGGCUCAUCUCCAAGAGCCCCUCGCCGCCGCGCCGCCUGCUGCCGCCGACGCCCGUGCCCGCCGACGGGGGCGGCCGAGCGGGUGAGAUCCCGCCGAUCCGGUGGCGGAAGGGUGAGAUGAUCGGCUCCGGCGCAUUCGGGCAGGUCUACCUCGGGAUGAACCUGGACACCGGCGAGCUACUCGCAGUAAAGCAGGUUUUGAUCGGGAGCACCAACGCGACCCGGGAGAAGGCCCAAGCGCAUAUAAGAGAACUUGAGGAAGAAGUGAAGCUCCUCAAGAACCUUUCGCACCCCAAUAUUGUGAGGUACCUCGGGACUGUCCGUGAGGAAGACACACUGAACAUCCUGCUGGAGUUUGUUCCUGGAGGGUCUAUCCAGUCGCUUCUUGGAAAACUCGGUUCAUUUCCGGAGGCAGUCAUUAGGAAGUAUACUAGGCAGAUUUUGCAAGGGUUGGAAUAUCUGCAUAGCAAUGCAAUAAUACACAGAGACAUUAAGGGUGCAAACAUUCUUGUUGAUAACAAAGGCUGCAUUAAACUUGCCGAUUUUGGGGCAUCUAAGCAAGUUGCCAAGUUGGCUACUAUGACAGCAGCUAAAACGAUGAAAGGCACGCCACACUGGAUGGCACCUGAAGUCAUUGUGGGGAGUGGGCAUACCUUCUCUGCAGAUAUCUGGAGUGUGGGAUGCACAGUCAUUGAAAUGGCUACUGGUAAACCACCAUGGAGCCAGCAGUAUCAGGAGGUUGCGCUUCUAUUUCAUGUUGGAACCACAAAGUCGCACCCACCAAUACCUGAACAUAUAUCACCAGAGGCUAAAGAUUUUCUGCUGAAAUGCUUGCAGAAGGAACCAGAGCUGAGGUCUAGCGCGUCAGAUUUAUUGAAGCAUCCGUUUGUGACCGGAGAAUUUGAUGACCGGCAGCUACUCAAUCGUACUGCACAGAAGGAUGCUUCUGUGAAUGAGCUUUUCGCACAUGAUGCGGAUGCGCCAACAGAGAUGGGUUUGAAUCAUUCUGGCAACUGGUCAACAAUUAAUUCAAAUAGAUCAUCUAAAAUCAAACCCCUAUGGGAGGGUGGCGGUGAUGAUGAUGACAUGUGUGAGUUUGCUGACAAAGACGAUCAUCCAGCAGUUGGAUCUAGCUAUAAUCCUAUGUCUGAACCAUUUGAUGAUGACUGGAAAAGCAAGUACGACAUGAGCCCAGAGCAAAGUUCUCAUCAGUCGAGGGAAUUUGGUGGAUUAGCCAAGCAUCCUGAAAGCAGCAUGACCGAAAAUGAUUUUACCUUCCCUUGCGAGGGAAGUUGUGAAGAUGACGAUGUACUUACCGAGUCAAAAAUAGAAGCAUUUCUUGAUGAGAAGGCCCUUGAUCUGAAGAAGCUACAAACACCUUUAUAUGAAGAAUUCUACAAUAAAGUGAAUGCCGGGAGCUCUCAUGGAGUUGAUCAAACUUCCAAUGGUAAAUUCAUAAAUAGUCCGAAACUACCCCCUCGUGGAAAGUCGCCCCCAGGUAAGAUGAGGGGAGGUCCAGCGGUGGCAACGCCUUGUGAUACCAUUUUGAAUAGCAGUACGAUGGCUGAAAGCUGCAGCAGGCAAUUCUCAAGAGAUGGCGGUGUAGAUAGCAGCCGGAUUUUGAGAGAAAUAGCUUCCCCUCAGCUCAAUGAGCUUGGGGAUAAAGUUCAUAUUGAUGUCCAAGAUAGCCCAAGCAUCAGCUUUGCUGAGAGGCAACGAAAAUGGAAAGAGGAGUUGGACCAGGAGCUUGAGAGGGAAAGAGUGAUGAGGUUAGCUGGCUGUGGCAAGACACCGUCUCCAAGUAGACGGCCCAGCAUCGGGAAGCGAGAGCGCCAUCAAUAGACAGCAACACUCGUUCCACAGUGAGCGAAGAUAGCUAUACAGUGCUAGUGACUGGCGGCAACAGCAGUACAGUCUGCAAGCUUGAUUGUUCGCCACACAGUGCAUAUCCAGAUGGCCGCCCAAAUCAGCCUGGUGCAAGUAGAUCUUCUUCCAACUUCAAAGAGGACCGGGGUAGGGGGCAGCCUUCUGGACUCAUGGCCAUGACCAUAGUGGCGACGCUACCCGAAGAAGGGCGUACUAACCUGGGAGAACGUUGUGCUGACAGUUUCCUGCCAAGGGUUGUGACAUUUUUCAUUCUUUGCGGUGCUAUGCGUGCUGUGUUUCAGUCGCAUGGCUUAUAUUUGAGGCCUAUAUAUUGAAAACAAAGUUUGUUGUAUAGAUUUUGGGUUGGCGAGCAACAUGGGGCAUGGGGCUUGGUUUUGUAUGGAGCUUGUUUAUGAAAAGCGUGUAAUAAGCCAGGUAAUGCAGAUUAUGGAAGAUUUCGUUUGUUGAUUGUUAAUUUUC
This is a messenger RNA of Triticum dicoccoides, 2661 nucleotides long. RefSeq names its product mitogen-activated protein kinase kinase kinase NPK1-like. Gene Ontology annotation, biological process: protein phosphorylation; MAPK cascade. The transcript is spliced from 17 exons. Gene Ontology annotation, molecular function: ATP binding; MAP kinase kinase kinase activity. NCBI's taxonomy places the organism in Eukaryota, Viridiplantae, Streptophyta, Magnoliopsida, Poales, Poaceae. Gene Ontology annotation, cellular component: cytoplasm. The record is from RefSeq and is a predicted model, not a curated record. The coding region runs from base 115 to 2157 and encodes 680 amino acids.